Molecule: messenger RNA, 7354 nt
Organism: Lymnaea stagnalis (great pond snail)
Lineage: Eukaryota; Metazoa; Mollusca; Gastropoda; Lymnaeidae
Source: the annotation of a GenBank genome assembly
GUAAUAAUCACCAACAAAAAUGGCGAAGCCCAAGGAUGACGACGACCCUUUCGUCAACUAUGUGGCAAAAAUGAGAUUUUCGUAAGUUUUGUAUUAUUUAAUUCCUAAAGACGUUUUGGCUCAAAGUAUAAUUAGAUUUGCAUUCAAUACAAUGAGUUUGCAAUGUUUCACUUGCGUAUUUGUCUGCGCACCUCUCUAGUACUUAUACUUAUCUAGGAAUUUGUAUUAUUUGAUUCUUUCAUUAACCGUAGCCAACCUUUUAUGAGAAGAAACUUGUAAGUGUGAAGUUGUCUGAUUAUUUGAAGAGUGCGUCUUUGAUGGGUUUUUGAUGUAAUACUGCUAUUUGUCCUGCUAUUUGUCCUGCCAUGUGAGCGUCCUGUUAUUUGUCCUGCCAUUUGUACUGUCACUUGUGCUGCCAUUUGUGCUGCCGUUCGUCCUGCUCAUUGUCCUGCUCUUUGUCCUGCUCUUUGUCCUGCUCUUUGUCCUGCUAUUUGUCCUGCUAUUUGUCCUGCUAUUUGUCCUGCUAUUUGUCCUGCUAUUUGUCCUGCUAUUUGUCCUGCCAUGUGUCCUGUUAUUUGUCCUGCCAUUUGUACUGGCACUUGUGCUGCCAUUUUUGCUGCCAUUUGUGCUGUUAUUUGUCCUGCUAUUUGUCCUGCUAUUUGUCCUGCUAUUUGUCCUGCUAUUUGUCCUGCCACUUGUCCUGCUAUUUGUCCUGCCAUGUGCCCUGUUAUUUGUCCUGCCAUUUGUACUGGCACUUGUGCUGCCAUUUUUGCUGCCAUUUGUGCUGUUAUCUGUCCUGCCAUUUGUACUGUCACUUGUGCUGCCAUUUGUGCUGCCGUUCGUCCUGCUCAUUGUCCUGCUCUUUGUCCUGCUCUUUGUCCUGCUCUUUGUCCUGCUAUUUGUCCUGCUAUUUGUCCUGCUAUUUGUCCUGCUAUUUGUCCUGCUAUUUGUCCUGCUAUUUGUCCUGCCAUGUGUCCUGUUAUUUGUCCUGCCAUUUGUACUGGCACUUGUGCUGCCAUUUUUGCUGCCAUUUGUGCUGCCAUUUGUGCUGCCAUUUGUGCUGUUAUUUGUCCUGCUAUUUGUCCUGCUAUUUGUCCUGCUAUUUUCCUGCCGUUCGUCCUGCUCUUUGUCCUGCUAUUUGUCCUGCUAUUUGUCCUGCUAUUUGUCCUGCUAUUUGUCCUGCUAUUUGUCCUGCUAUUUGUCCUGCUAUUUGUCCUGCUAUUUGUCCUGCUAUUUGUCCUGCUAUUUGUCCUGCUAUUUGUCCUGCUAUUUGUCCUGCCAUUUGUCCUGCUAUUUGUCCUGCCAUUUGUCCUGCCAUUUGUCCUGCUAUUUGUCCUGCCAUUUGUCCUGCUAUUUGUCCUGCUAUUUGUCCUGCUAUUUGUCCUGCUAUUUGUCCUGCUAUUUGUCCCGCUAUUUGUCCUGCUAUUUGUCCUGCCAUGUGUCCUGUUAUUUGUCCUGCCAUUUGUACUGGCACUUGUGCUGCCAUUUUUGCUGCCAUUUGUGCUGUUAUUUGUCCUGCUAUUUGUACUGUCACUUGUGCUGCCGUUCGUCCUGCUCUUUGUCCUGCUCUUUGUCCUGCUCUUUGUCCUGCUCUUUGUCCUGCUAUUUUUCCUGCUAUUUGUCCUGCUAUUUGUCCUGCUAUUUGUCCUGCUAUUUGUCCUGCUAUUUGUCCUGCCAUGUGUCCUGUUAUUUGUCCUGCCAUUUGUACUGGCACUUGUGCUGCCAUUUUUGCUGCCAUUUGUGCUGUUAUCUCUCCUGCCAUUUGUACUGUCACUUGUGCUGCCAUUUGUGCUGCCGUUCGUCCUGCUAUUUGUCCUGCUAUUUGUCCUGCUAUUUUUCCUGCUAUUUGCCCUGCUCUUUGUCCUGCUAUUUGUCCUGAUAUUUGCCCUGCUAUUUGUCCUGCUAUUUGUCCUGCUAUUUGCCCUGCUAUUUGUCCUGCUAUUUGUCCUGCUAUUUGCCCUGCUAUUUGUCAUGCUAUUUGUCCUGCUAUUUGUCCUGCUAUUUGUCCAGCUAUUUGUCCUGCCAUUUGUCCUGCUAUUUGUCCGGCCAUUUGUCCUGCCAUUUGUCCUGCUAUUUGUCCUGCCAUUUGUCCUGCUAUUUGCCCUGCUAUUUGUCCUGCUAUUUGUCCUGCUAUUUGUCCUGCUAUUUGUCCAGCUAUUUGUCCUGCUAAUUGUCCUGCUAUUUGCCCUGCUAUUUGCCCUGCUAAUUGUCCUGCCAUUUGUCCUGCUAUUUAUUACUUUGCCCUCAGGAAAGAAAUGAUCAACAAAGAGAAUAUGAUACAUCGCAGAACUUGGCCUUGUAUGUGGGGGUACAUCUUGCCUAUUUACAAUGAGGUGAGACAUGGAGUUUUAUCUUGUUUUUUUUUUGUUUGUUUUUUGUUUUUUGGUGGGGGGAGGAGACAAUCUUUAUCAUUUACAAUAAAGUAAGAUAUUAGGUUUGGCCUCGGAUGCUGGAACUUUUUGGUUUUGGCGAGGUGGUAGGGGAUAUAUUAUUUAAGAUUGGCAGUUUUCCUAAGUCAGUUGCUGGUUUCAGCUUAAUUUUAAGAGCAACAUAAUUUCAACAAAUCGACCAUCAGCUACCAUGCCAAAUCUCAUUUCUAUCAAGCUUUGAUAAUUCAAGGGGGGCAACUCGUUCACGUCGAACAAAAACCCUUUAGCUAUUUUGUGGUUUAAGUUAAAAACAUCGUCUCACGGUAUUAGAACAAUUUUGUUAAAGAAAAGAAAAACGCUCACAAUGAAAGAGUAGCACAUAUUACAAAUUACGGGAAAAUAUCUUAGAUUUAUUCGAUACACCGGGCAUGCUACAAAUAGACAUGUCUUUUAAAUAUUUUGAUGAUCAUAAGUUCUAUAAAAGUUACAAAAAAUUAACUUUUUUUGUGUGCGUCGAAAAAAUAAUAAUUGUAGAUUGGCCUUGACUUUGAAAAAGGAUUCCAGAUGAAAACUUUCGAGUGAGAGGAGAUACGAUUUUAGGUUUAUAGGUUAUGGCGCGAUCAUUUUCGAGAAAGUGAAGUGAAAAUGAGAUAUUUCCAAUAAUGUUAAGCGUGCAUUUUUAUUAAAUUGCAAUAUAUAUUUAUUUAUUUAUAUAUUUUAUUCUGAUAUUGUUCUAAAAGUCUAAACAAUGAAGUAAAGUCAGUUAAUUCAACCACAAAGCCUUGUGCAUAAUGUAGGUACUUGGGUAAAUCAGUUCUCUGCUAGUGUCAUUUCCUUGCAGAGUUACGUGCCCCUUGUUCAACUCUUUGUCCACUAUAAUAAUGUAUAACAGAGACACAUUUUGACCGCAUAGCCACCGAGCGACAGGCGCAAUGGUGAUUUUUUAAACAAAUAGUAACCAAAAAAAAAAAAAAAAAAUUAAAAAAAUAAAAAGGAAAAUCAUUUUUGAAAUUCAUUUGAUUUGACAAUUUGAUUUGCUGAAAAAUGUGAAGAAUCAUUGAGAUGUUAGUGAAAUUUUAAUCGUCUGUUGUUAAUUUGAAUUCUCAGCAAAGUUCUAAUAAUAUGUGUGUUUAUAAUACUCAUUGUGCUAAUUAUGCAGGUGUGGGCUGGCUUCCAAUAUGGGGGGUGGGGGGCGAUAGACAUAACUGUCCCAAAACUUUGGGACCGAUUUAUUAACAGUGACAUUUUCUCAACUGUGAUGAUAUUACUUUGGAGGGGAAGAAAAUUCCAUUGAAUUUUGCUUUUAUAUUUCGGGAAAUUGGUGGUUUUUGAUUCAAAUAUUAUCAUAUAUACAUUAUACUUAAUGCAUCACGUUAGGAUCAGCAUUGCCUAAACCUCAGAUUUAAAUGAAAAUGUAUUCCCCAAUAGUUCGGUGCAUAUCGCCAAUAAAAAUGUAAAAAUUGUAAAAAAAAAAAAAAAGUCGCAUUAAUUCAUUAAUGGUAAGAAGUAUACUCAUGAUUGAUUGGCAAUAGCAUAACAAAUGUUAUUAAAAAGAAUUCAUACAUAAUUAUUGCAUUUUUAGUGUUGAAAUUACACAAAAUGCACACAUUUACUUGAAUUUUUAGUUCUAAACAUAAUGUAUGGCUCUCACAGAAUUACUUUUCAAAAUAUGUGGUGUCCAUGGCUCUCUCAGGCAAAAAGGUUUCCGACCUCUGAUCUAGAGGAACAAUUUAAACAUUAACAUUUUUGUUACGUAUUGAACAGUGGCGUAGCGAGGCAGGUGCGGGGGGUGCGGACCGCACCGGGUUACACUAUUUUAGGAGUGACACCCGAUUGAAAAAUUGCAUAUUUACAGGGCACACAUUGCUCGCAAAAAUCGAGAUUCAUAAAAGAAUAACCGAUCACACAUAUAUUUUUCACAAAUUUAACCAAUCUAAAUGCGUGCUUUAUUAAAAGUUCAAGGUUGAUGCUAUACUGUGGACUUAUUUUAACAAGUAAAAAAUCGAUCAUAGAAGUUUUUUUUUGUUUUUUUUUUUUUUUUUUUUUUGGGGGGGGGGGGGUGACACCGUGAGUUUACCGCACCGGGUGACACCAACCCUAGCUACGCCACUGAUAGUAUUGAAUACAAAGUUCUUUUACAAUUUAUAUUUAAGGCAUUUUUAGCCUGGAUGACAGAAAUGGAUGGAUGGAUGGAUGGAUGGAUGGAUGGAUGGAUGGGUGGGUGGGUGGGUGGGUGGAUGGAUGGAUGGAUGGAUGGAUGGAUGGAUGGAUGGAUGGAUGGAUGGAUGGAUGGAUGGAUGGAUGGAUGGAUGGAUGGAUGGAUAGAUUAGACUGGACUUGUCUAGACUAGACUAGACUAGACUAGACUAGACUAGACACGACCGACCGACCGACAGACAGACAGACAGACAGACAGAGAGCGAGCGAGCGAGCGAGCGAGAGAGUGAUGGUAGUUAAAGGGAAAGAGAGAGAGAGAGAGAGUGAGUGAUGGUAGUUAAAGGGAAAAGGGGGGACAUUUUUCAAUUCUCACCUUGGUUUGAAAAACAGGGUUGAACUCAUAGAAACGGCCCAGUUCCCAAGUUACUUUGCCCCAACAUACUGUCUAUGCAAUUAUUUUUUGUUCAAUGUCUAAAGUCUUAAGUCAUCGACUUUUACCCAAAUGUCGUAUUUGCUCAUUCGCAAGUUUUAGUAGACUGCACUAGUUUUGCCGACUUAAUUAUUCAACACAAUAAUAUUUAUGGAUAAAUGUUUUAAAUAUUUAAAAGUUUUACGGGCAAACAAAUCUUUUAUGUAAACGUGUGUAAAACUAAAUUUGUAAUAAAUUUGGGGCUGAAAACAAUGAAGAUAUUAGUGGCAUAAGAACAUCCCUUUCAAAUAGGCCUAAAUAGGCACAUAGGCCUACAUCUAUGCCAUGUGACACAAUGCCUAUAGUUUAUUGCAUGGGGUGGCGCUCGAAUCAGUGUUUCAUUUCCACUCAGGUAUCUUUCAUUUCUACUGCGUCAUAAAAGUUGAAAUUGAAGGCUAGCAUUAAGCAAAGCAAUAAUAAAUGCUCAAAAUUCAAGGUUUUGUUUUUUAAAGUUUUAAGAAAUUCUUAAUUUUGACGAAGAUUCCAAAGUUGUUCAAUGGAAGUUACGGUCCAAAUUUUACAAACUAUUAUUAUCCGUAAACUUACGAUUGGUUGGAAAUCUUUUAAGUGACUGUUAGUGAGUGAAUUGAAGCGAAGACGUUUGUUCAUACAUGAAAAGGAAUGAAGUUUUAUGUAAUAUUUUAAAAUAAUUGUUCUUAUUGACAGUAUUUAUCAUACUGAAUCUACUAAUUAUAUAUGAGCCCCGCGGGGGAAGGGGGGUCCGGAUUUUGGGAGUUUGCCCCGGGCGGCAUUUAGUUACGCUUCUCUGUUUCUGGAGUGGAUGUCUGAGGUAAUGAAGCAAAGCGGAGACACAAAACAUUUGUUUAAAUUAUUUACAAUUUUGUUUACUAAGAUUGAUUUCUAAAUUUUUAGCUAAAUACAAAUUUAGAUCAAGGGGAGAGAAGACCGAUGCCUUCCAAGGUGAAAAGAGUAGACCCAGAAGAGUUUGCUCACAUGUGGCCUGAUCCAGAAUCUAGGAUGACAAAAAAGUGAGCCAUUAAAAUAAUUAAAAUAAUAACGGCGACCAGCAUAUGGGCUACUUGCUAAGUCAGCGUUUCUCAAAGUGAGGCAUAUGGCUCCCAUGGGCCCAAAGCAUAUUUGUUGGGGGCUAAUUAUAUCUCUAUAAAAAAAGUUUUUUUUUUUUUUUUAUGUUAAUAGUUCACAAAGUGGAAGUGGGUGGGGGGCACAGAGGUAGAUACAAUGUUUAAAGUAGGCCACUAAUAUAAAUAGUUUAGAAAGGCUGUGUUGGACUUUGUACAGCAAAUACACAUUGAUCAAUAUUAAAUGUUUUUAAUUUGAGGCAAACCUUAUACACUUACUAACAGUGUUAUUUCUACAACUAUACAGACAGGCAUAGGUAGGCCUAUUAAUAAUUUUAUUUUUCUAUGUCUAUGUAUAAUUCAGAUUUGGGCCGGCUAUAGAUUAAAUUUAGAUAAUAUGAAUAAAUAAUAAUUAUGAUAUCAAAUACGAUUUCUGCAGCUUCAAACCCAGUGAUUCAAUACCACCGUCUUCUAAUAACAAAAUGUAUGGCUGGAAGGUUGGUAAAGGCAUUGUGGAGCCUACAGACAAAUGGGUCAAGCCUCGAAGUCGUUACAACAUGUACAAGGAUCUCGGCUGGGGGGAUGACUCUUUGUGGUAAUGUUUGAUGAGAAAGGAAUUAAUGAUAUAACAUAACACAACCUGGAAGUUGGGACAUUAUUGGACUGAUUCAGAUAAAAUUACAACAGAAAUCACAAAAUACAAUGGUAUGUGAUCUUUAGCCGUAAUUUAAUAAAAACAAUAAAUCAUGAGUCAACUAAGCUCAAGCUGGUCUGUUUUAUGUUCUUAGCAGUUAGCUUGAGGAAUUAAUGUCUUUUGUUAUCGACAGUCUAACACAACUCAUUCAUAAGAAGGAAGAAAAUAUGUGUAACGUUAAAUCAGGCCUAUGUCACUUACUUGUUAAAUCAGAACACACAGGCCUAUAUCACUUACUAGCUAAAUCAGAACACACAGACCUAUAUCACUACUAGCUAAAUCAGAACACACAGGCCUAUGUCACUUUCUAGCUAAAUCAGAACACAGGCCUAUGUCACUUACUAGCUAAAUCAGAACACACAGGCCUAUGUCACUUACUCGCUAAAUCAGAACACACAGGCCUAUAUUAGUUACUAAAGUGUCAAUCACAUUCAAAGAACUGUUUCCUGAUCAAGUUUUAUCCAUGAAAACUAAUUCUUAUUUCUCAGAACAUGAUAUAGAACAUUUAUCAAAAUUUAUUUCUAAGAACAUGUCAAUACUAAUGUGUCAUAUGAAGAAAUAUGUGUCAAUACUAAUGUGUCAUAUGAAGAAAUAUGUGUCAAUACUAAUGUGUCAUAUGAAGAAA